UUUGAUUUCAGAUGAGAAGAGUUAAUCACACCUUUUUCUUCAAGUCUUACUAUGGAUAACGCAUCCUAUGAUGGGGAUAAAAUGAGAGAAAACAUCAACAUGAUGAAGACCACAACGGGAUGUAAGGAUGAAGAUACAUCACAUAUAGAUAAGAAACACAUGACAAGACUUACUGAGAAAAAUCCAGAGGAUUACAUGAGUGCAGUAGAAUGUCUACGACUGAGGAAUGGUUUGGUAGAAAUCUUGGAGGAACUGAAAUUAAGGAGGAUGAAUGACAAAGACAAUGAAGAGAGAAUAAAAAGGGCUGAUCAAGAGAAAUAUCAACUAAUUAGAAAAUGUGAGUCAGAAUCUCAGAAGUUGACAGAGGCAACCAAGCAGUAUAGGAAACAGUUACAGGAGGCGGACAGGAAGUGUGAGGAGAAGCUGUCCAGGGCCGAGGAACAGCUGAAACAACACAAGGUGUUCAAAGAUUGCACAGAUAAAGAAAUUAGCCUGCUGAAAGAUGAAAUUCGGAAAUUAGAGGUUGUGAAAUACAAACUGGAGAAGGAUGUCACAGAACAGGAGAGAAAACUACACCUUCAUCUCCAGUCUACAGAGCAGCAUUUGAAUCAGCUGACAGAAACAGAGGGGAGGUUCAAGUUACUGUACGCUCAAUGUAAACAGCUGAGUGAGGCGCAGACACAGCUAGAGGAUAGUGUUCACCAUGCAAUAAAGCACAACCAGGCUUUAAGUUAUAUAAAUGAGCAUCAGAAAUGUAUUGUUGAAGAGGAAAAGAACCAUUCCCUUAGUCUGCAGGCCCAACUCUUGGAAGUCAAGAGUCUUCUACAGCAGAAACCAACAGAAACAAGUCUACAGCAGUACCAACAGGAAAUAGCAUCACUAAAACAAAGACUAGAGAGGAUUACAACAGAAAAAGAGAAAGCUAAUGAAGAAAUAACAGAGUAUGAAGCAAAGUAUGAGAAGCUGAGCCAGAGUUUGGAGGAUACCAACAGACUACUGGUGCGUCAGAUUGAAAAUGUUGAACAACACAAAAAGAACUCCUCCCAACAAACACUGGUUAUUGACCAACUACAGAAGGAACUGUCAGAGGUCAAAGGUGAGCUGCAGGAGGUCAAGGCUAAAAAUAGAUCACAAACAGAGCAGCACAAAGAAGAGGCUAGAGAAUGGAGACAUAAGAAUUCACAACUUCAAGAUGAACUGAACAAAAUCAGUGAAGAGUUGAUAGAUCAGAGGAAGACAUGUUCUGAUUUGGAGGAAUUGAAUACAACAUGGGCGAAUCAGAAUAUUCAACUAACAGAACAACUUCAGUCCAUCAAGGAACUUCUGAACAAACCUAAACAGGAUCAGAUUCAGCAGACGUCACUGAGCUGGCUGGACAUGGUGGAGCGGGAGAGUCAGACGGAGGUGUUCUGUGUAGACGUGUCAGUCCAGACGUACACAGCCCAGCACAGGACGGAGAGUUCCCAGACACCGGUCCCUGACUCUACAGUAUCAGCCACACAAACCAGGAACCCCGCCCUGGCCAACUCCAUCUCCCAGACAGACGAGGCGGAGGUACACAGCGUGGCAGUCCAGGCCGAGAUCAUCAGGUACAACUCCAAAGAGAGGCUCUUCUCCCAGUCCAUGUCCUCUCCCAACGGUUCUCUUAAAAUACUCAGUCAGCAGUCCUUAGCAAGCCAAACCGAUGAGCAGUUAGCCCAUACUGAUUGUAGUCAGUAUAAUACACAGGUAGUUUCUAUUGACUGCAGUCAGUCGAAUACACAGAUUGUAUCGGGAAUGUCUAGUCAGUCAGUACAGGACACAGAUUUACAAUCAGUCAGUCAGCCAGAGAGUCAGGUUCUCCCAGUCAUCUCUAGUCAAUCUCUGCCAGCUGAUGAGAGUGAACUCCAAAAUAUUGGUAGUCAACUUGCCUCUGAAGAUACUAGUCAGUCCAUGACAGUAGAUUCAUCUCACUCAGAGGCUAUUCAUCUAGUAAAGCAGAACAAACCCGACAGUCUCCAAACUUCUACUGAAAAGGAGAUCCAUGAAAGUAUUAUGGAACACCAAAAUGUUGCCAAAAGACAUUCAUUUCAGUUUUCUAGUUCAAAUAUCAGCAAAACAAUAACUAGUAGCAGAGAAUCUGUCAUAGAAUGUGCAAAGAGAGAAAUAACAUUAAUUUCCAAAAAUGCUGAAGAAUUGAAAAGCAAGCAUGGAAGUGAAGAGAAUAAUAAAUCAGAAGUAAUGAUUGAGAUCCCAACAGACAUAUCUAAAAUAGAAAAAGAUAUUGACAAUAAAAACUAUGAAAGUAUUGACAAAAGAAUUGAUACACAGACCAAAAUAUCCAGAGAUAAUGGACAGAUUUACACAGAAGGUAGCGAAUCAGACCAGAGUGAAUGUGGGAGUGUCAGGAACAAAAAUGAAAAUCAGCAGAGUAACACUGGAGGAAAUGACGAACAGUCCAGUAAUGUUGGUGGAACAUCUCCAAGGAGUCCAGGGGGAUCCAGACUGAAGUUAUCUUUGUCAAAACUGAGGAUUCCAACAUCUUUGUGUGAGACUCACUCCAGCGAAUCAUCCUUAAAAUUGACACCAAAUCCUGAAGGGAUGAAAGUGGCUGCUGAAAGCUUCAAGUUUAUCAAAGGAAAGAAUACACCAGGCAAGUUGCUGAAACUUAUAGAUUGUGACAAUAAAGAUGUGAAGGGCAUUUUGAAAGAUGUAGGACAAGAGAAUCAUUAUAAGAGAAAAAGUGUCUCCUUUGGAAGUCCUCUGCAGAAUGUUCAACAGUUUUCUCAGACCUCUGUGGAGAGUGUUUCACGUGAUGAUGGAGACAAAGAUCUGUUUGAUGACUCCGACGAUGACACGGAAGAUAAGAAUUAUAAGGAAAGAAGAUCAGAGAGUUGUCUGCCAGCCACAACCCUGAUUAUUGGCAACAAGAGGGUGGAAUCUUCCAACUCGGUGGCCAGUCUCAUAGACGAAUAUCUCCCCGAUACUUCUCUUCCUAAACCUGUGUCAGUUCUGACUGUAAAUAAGGAGGACGAUGAUGAAUUACAAAUGUCUUCCACAAACACCAUUAACAAUUCUAAAGCUUCACCAUGUAGUAGCAACCAGAGUGCAUUCAAGUUGUCGAGAGGCACGACAAGUGUGAGUGUUGGCAACAGAUUACUGCCCGUACUGGAGAUUCCUAGUGUACCCACCCCUCCACCAUCAACUCUCUCUAACCAGUACAAACGCACUAUAGAUGCCAUCCUCAACAAAGGCAAGAAGCAGAAAACUGAACACUGAAUGGUUUAUUAGUAAUAGUUGUUGUUAAUGUAUGUGUGUUUUUGAUAGUUCACAUAUCUGCAAUGUGGAUGUUGUAAGGUUGUAAUUCAAGAUUUUUCUCAUUGCUAGAAGUAUU
Messenger RNA from Saccostrea cuccullata (small rock oyster), 3373 nucleotides. RefSeq lists its product as uncharacterized. Bases 52 to 3258 code for a protein of 1068 amino acids. NCBI's taxonomy places the organism in Eukaryota, Metazoa, Mollusca, Bivalvia, Ostreida, Ostreidae. The transcript has 15 exons. The record is from RefSeq and is a predicted model, not a curated record.